This is a messenger RNA of Plasmodium berghei ANKA, 2472 nucleotides long. RefSeq names its product 60S ribosomal export protein NMD3, putative. The record is from RefSeq and is a predicted model, not a curated record. Gene Ontology annotation, cellular component: nucleus; cytoplasm. The transcript has a single exon. Gene Ontology annotation, molecular function: ribosomal large subunit binding. The coding region runs from base 1 to 2472 and encodes 823 amino acids. Lineage: Eukaryota; Apicomplexa; Aconoidasida; Haemosporida; Plasmodiidae. Gene Ontology annotation, biological process: ribosomal large subunit export from nucleus.
AUGAUCCAAAUAAAAAAAGAAGGUUUUCUCAAAAAUGGUAAUAGUAUCGAAACGAACAAUACGAGUGAAUGCAAUGGAAAAGUAAAAGAGGUAAAGGAAGCUGAAGAAAUAAAAGAAACGUCGAUAAAAAAAAAAACUGUUAAAAUGGUGAGUUUUCUUCUCGACGAAGAUGUGAAGAAAGAGGAUUAUUUCACCAAUAAUAUCCCAGAGAAGGUACUCCAAAAAAAUAGCACUAAUAAUUUUGCAAACAGUUCUGAAAAAAAAGCCAAAUUAAAAGAUAAUAUCAAUUCAUUUAACUAUGCCAAUAUAUCUAAUAACUAUAAUGAAAAAGAAGAAGUUCAUUUAACAUAUGAUAAACCCCAAGCUGGCAUAACACAUGAUUAUAAAGAUUGCAAAAAGGAUUCGCCUUACGAAGUAUAUGAUAAAAGAGAGUAUGAAGAAAAUGAUCAAAAAAUAAAAAUUUCAAACGGUCUUAAUGUAAAGGAAAUAAAAAGUAUAUUACGUGUAAAUGGACAAAUAAAUAGUUUAAAAAAUGGAGGCAAUUAUAAAGAUAGCGAUAGUAGUACUAAUGAAGGAACUGAUGUUGAUGGACAAUGGGGUGAGCAAAGUAAAUCCAUAGAUGAAGAAACAAAUAAUAAUGAACGAAUUAAUUUUGAACAAUCAUAUAAUGAAAGUCUAAAAAACUACAUGUCAUCAUCAUUUGUAGAUAUGCUGAACACAAUUCAGAAAAAUAAACAGAACCACACAAACGAUGCUGGCACUUCUAACCAAUUGCAUCAAAUCAAACAUGAAGAGCAAAAUGUAAUUAAUCCAUCAAUGAAUUAUCAAGAUAAAGAUUUUUCAAAUGAAAUAGAAUCAACUAGUCAUCGAAUAAUCCAGUGUAUACUUUGCGGAGAUAAUAUAAUAGCAAAUAAUUCGAAAAUGUGUAAUAAUUGUUUAUUGCAAAAUAUUGAAAGCAAUAGUAUGAAUAUAAACAAAGAUACUUAUCUAAUUUACUAUUGUAGAGAAUGUAAAAGGUAUUUACAUAAUAAGUGGGUAUAUUGUGAAUUAGAGAGUAAAGAAUUAUUAGCCUUAUGCUUGAAAAAAGUGACAAAGUUAAAAAAAUUAAAAAUUUUAGAUUCGAAAUUUUUAUAUACAGAACCUCAUAGUAAAAGAAUUAAAAUACAUUUAACGGUUCAAGAAGAACUAAUAAAUAAUUUUAUUAGUGAAAUGGAAUUUAUAUUACAUUUUGUUAUUAAAUAUACACAAUGUGACGAUUGCAAAAAAAAGUAUACACCCUAUACAUAUAAUACAUGCGUAUCAGUCAGACAAAAAGUAGAUCAUAAAAAAACAUUAUUGUUUUUAGAAAGCUUAUUAUUAAAAUCUCAAGUGAAUGAAAAUAUAAUUAAUAUUGUUUCAAACCCUGAUGGUUUAGAUUUCCAUUUCUUGUCAAGAACAGAUGCCUUAAAAUUUUGUGAUUUUAUUUUAAGUAAAACUAUCUCAAAAUGUAAAAGUUCAAAACAUUUAAUAAAUCAUGAUGCAAAUAAUAAUACUUAUAAUUAUCUAUAUUCAUUUUCUAUUGAUAUAUGCCCUAUUUGUAAAUAUGAUCUUAUAUUUUUUCCCAAAGAUUUCUCUAUCAAAUAUGGAAUCAAAAGUACAUUCUAUUUAUGUCUCCACGUAUCUAUUUUUAUCAUAUUAGUUGAUCCAUUUGGAUCAGCAAAAAGUGUAUAUAUAUCGCAAGAAAAAUAUAAUAAAUACCCAUUCGUAGCACUACUCAAUAAGAGUGAUGCAAAAUCUUUUUUAAUAUUAAACAUUGAAUAUAUUAACACUGAAGAAAAUUCUAAAAAAGCAAAUACUAAAAAAGAAAAAAAUAUCAAAAAACAUAAAAAGAAACGCCACAAUCGAGACAAUAGUGAUAUUGGCGAUAUGGAAGAAUUUACCAAUGAAACUUUUAGUGAACAAAUAAACAAACUUAAACGUAAAACAAAAAGCAUUGAAGAUUCUGAACAAAAUGAUAGCGAAUUGCAUAAAGUAAUCGAAUAUGCAUCUUCGGAAGAUCAGUCAUACCAUACAAACAUUUACCAGAGCAGUUUAGCUGAUACAAAAAGCUGUAAAUCAGCUACGAGGAAAGUAAAAUUAGAAAAACUUAUAUAUGCAUAUGUUGAGUUAUAUGACGAAUCUAAUGGAUCUACCAUAUUAACAAAAACAUGUAAUGCAAAAUACUUAAAUCCAGGAGAUUAUGUCAAUGCUUACGAUUUAAGAAAACACUCUUUUGAUAAUGAUAUAAGUCUACAUCUCGAAGAAAAUGAUAAUUAUAAUAUUAUUAUUAUAGAUAAAGUUAAAUCAAAAGAAAUAAAAAAAAUAGAAGAUGAAUUAAAAAUCCAAAACAAUAAUAUUGAAACAUUGAAAAAUAUUAGUGAUGAGGACAUAUUCAAUAGAAUUGUCAAUAACAAUUGUUUAGGUUUAGAAAAUUUAAAAAUUACUUCAUCCUGA